This is a messenger RNA of Pundamilia nyererei, 2686 nucleotides long. It is a transcript of the gene b4galt1l, whose product is annotated as DP-Gal:betaGlcNAc beta 1,4- galactosyltransferase, polypeptide 1, like. The transcript has 5 exons. NCBI's taxonomy places the organism in Eukaryota, Metazoa, Chordata, Actinopteri, Cichliformes, Cichlidae. Gene Ontology annotation, biological process: carbohydrate metabolic process; protein N-linked glycosylation. Bases 529 to 1491 code for a protein of 320 amino acids. Gene Ontology annotation, molecular function: cytoskeletal protein binding; beta-N-acetylglucosaminylglycopeptide beta-1,4-galactosyltransferase activity. The record is from RefSeq and is a predicted model, not a curated record. Gene Ontology annotation, cellular component: Golgi apparatus.
UCACACUGACAGGUUAGUGUCCUCUGCGGCACGCGAAAGUUUAUCCACUCUCUCCGGAACUUCGCAGCUCACCCUCCGAACUGACGUUUGCUGCUCCCGGCUCCGGUACUGACUGACGUGCGGAUGUUUCUCUCGAGCACUUUUCAGAACUUUUCUGCGGGAUUUGUUAACGUUUGUUAGCCAACUUUAAAAGAGCCGUUUAACGGAGACGCAUAGUUUCCGAGCCGCGUAGCUGUGAGUUUAUUUUAAACCGGAACUGAGGGGCAAACUAAUUAAUUUACCAUCCACCUGAACGUGACGGAGCUCGUUUUUGUUUUUGUUUUUGACGUCUCGGUUAUUCGCUUUAUUCCCGCGACAUUUCGCUCUUAUUUUAACCGGAUAUCACAGGAAACUUGGAAACUUUCCCGACAACUUGCAGGAAAAUGGAGUCUGGAAGCAGAUAACAUUAAGCGACCAGGGGAAACAGACAUUAUUUCCGCUUCAUCGGCCGGGUUUUAACGAAACACCUCCGGGACUGUGCGAGCCAGGAUGCCCGGAGAGUCCUCCGUCAACUUCGGCGUCCUCCACCGGAUUUGUAAGCUGGUGGUGCUGCUCUGUUUUCUCCACAUCGCCGUCACUGUGGUCUUCUAUGUCCGCUCCUACGAUUUCCGCCUCGCCUUCGUUCAGAAUCAGCAGUCCAGUAAUAACAUCCCUAAGAUCCAGAAUAACAACCCGGUGGUGACCUCCGGACUCGAGCCUGCGAAAGACGGGGAUAAAGUCUCCGAAGAGGGGGAAGUCUUGGAGCAGCCGGUGAAGAAGCUGGAGAAAUGCCCCGAGACGUCCCCCCUGCUGGUGGGUCCCCUGCGAGUGGAGUUUAACAUUCCUGUAAACCUGGAGCUGAUAAAAAAGGAGAACCCCAACGUGCAGCCGGGCGGACGCUUCAAACCCAAAGACUGCGAGGCGCUGCAGAAAGUGGCCAUCAUCAUCCCGUUCCGCAACCGAGAAGAGCACCUUAAGUACUGGCUGUACUAUCUGCACCCGAUCUUGCAACGGCAACAGCUCGACUACGGGAUCUACGUCAUCAACCAGGAUGGCGACGAGACCUUCAACAGAGCCAAGCUGCUGAACAUUGGCUACGCGGAGGCCUUGAAGGAGUACGAUUACAACUGCUUCGUCUUCAGUGAUGUCGACCUCAUCCCCAUGGACGACCGCAACACCUACAAGUGCUUCAGCCAGCCUCGGCACCUGUCUGUGUCCAUGGACAAGUUCGGCUUCAGGGUGGCAUCUAAAGGAAUGUCCAUCUCCAGAGCCACCGGUGAAAUCGGGAAGUGCCGCAUGAUCCGACACAACAGAGACAAGAUGAAUGAUCCAAACCCACAGAGGUUUAACCGGAUUGCUCACACUCGAGAGACCAUGUACAAAGACGGCAUAAACUCUCUGAAUUACCAGGUGGUGAGCAUCCAGAAGCUUGACCUUUUCACUAUGAUCACCGUGGAUGUGGGAAAGCCAUGAAGGAUCUGUGGCACCGGGACCAGGCUGAAAUUCACACCGUGCCUCUGACACUUGAAGCUUUAAGUUCUGGUUCUGCUCCAGAACUACUGGACUGUUUCCAUGAUUUUUCUUUUUUUUGUUUUUUGGGUUUUUGCACAAACAGACUCAUGGUUUGUGGAGUUUUUUCGGGGCCUUAAGGACUCAUUUCUGAUUGGUCAGCUGGAACCAAUCAGCUCCCACCAUCUGUGCGUCAGACGCUGCUGCUGGGAUAUUUCCUAAACAAGACUUUUGUUUUGAAAAUCAGACAAUCAGAGCGGCCCUCAGGGUCAUGUGGUCUGGGCUUUACUGCUGGAGGAUUAGGGGUUAUUGAGUGUGUCUGUUUUACCUUUUUUAAAAAUCAGGUUUUCAAUCAGUGAUCAAUGUUUCUUUUCUUUUUACAGCCAAAGUUUAAUCCAAAAUGAAACAAGAGUCUGUUCCUCAAUAGAUUCUAUUACUAAUUAAUCAGCACUGAUUGAUUAUCUGCUCGUUUUGAUUCCAACAAAACAGAAAAAAAGAAAAAUGAUAGAUUAUCGGUGAUGGUUGGUUUCUCUGUUGACUGAUUAGCUGUACUUCAUUUUGAUUGAUUGAUUGUAUCUCUAAGUGUCCUUAUUGGUACCAAAGACUUUACUGAUCCUGUGGAUGAGGUCAACUGACUGCUGGACAAGUUCGUUUGAUUAUUGAUGACCCAUAUUGAUUCAGUGUGUGUUAUCUGUCCUGCAUGCUCAUUUUUGUCUGCAGACCAGUCUCCUCCUAACUCUGUGAACAAAUCACCUGUAAAUGUGCCUUAGUGGUGGGACUGGUGGAGAAGCCAGUGUAUGAAUGUGUGGGUUCUUUUUGUUUUUUUUUUUUUCCCCUUUUAAUAUGCCAUGUGUAUGUUCUUCUUUGUGUCUUGUUUCACUCGGUGUUUGUGGUGUUGUCUCUGUGGGUCAUGCUGUGCUGUAGAUAAUCAUUUCCAGGGUGGAGGUCAGCCUGACCCACAGAGAUGAAACGUGAAUGGGAACACAGCAGGCUAGAAAAAAAAGAAAAGGUAAUGAUCCUUUUAAAAGCACUAAAUUCAGAUUCAUAAAACCAGUUAAAUUAAUAAAUACCUGAAAUCAGAUUUCUGUCCUGCUGCAGUGAUUUUGGCUAUAAUAUGUUUCUGUAUGUGGACAUUAAAGAUGAUGUGUUGGGCUUUUCA